This is a messenger RNA of Leptopilina boulardi, 2983 nucleotides long. RefSeq names its product putative ankyrin repeat protein RF_0381. The record is from RefSeq and is a predicted model, not a curated record. Lineage: Eukaryota; Metazoa; Arthropoda; Insecta; Hymenoptera; Figitidae. Gene Ontology annotation, molecular function: protein binding. Bases 292 to 2409 code for a protein of 705 amino acids. The transcript is spliced from 3 exons.
UUGUAGACGACGUGUACACGUACAUGACGCCAAGCAACGCCAGUCGACAAGUUAGUCAUAGUGAAAUGUCAAUCAAUUUAAAUAAGAAAUUCAUAAUAAACAUUUAAAACAAAAGUGUAAAUAUAUUUUUAAAAAAAAAUAAUAAUAAUAAGGAUAAUUUUAAUAGAAUUUUGGAGUUGAAAAAGUGAUCAUCAUUAUUAUUAUAAAAAAAAAAAUGAUAAACUUUCUACAAAAAAUGUAAAAAUAUACCAAAGGAUUUAACAAUAGGAUCAAAAUUAUCAAUUAAAAACAAUGAUAUUAAAUUCAAAGUAUAUACCAUUAAUAAAUACUCAAUUAAUGGAUAAUUUAUAUAAUGCUAUAAAAAAUCAAGAUUUGGAAAAUUUCAAAAUUCUAAUUCAAUAUAUAUCAAAAGAUUCUGAGGAAUCAUUGAUAAUGAUAAAAAAUUUAAUGACUUAUGCAAUGAAAAAUGGUGAAUUAGAUAUUUAUGAUUUUAUAACUAGAGAAAUUUUACCAAUUCAUAAAUAUAAUGAUGAAGAAAUUCAAUCUACAUCGCAUCAUCAAGAUUAUAUAGAAAUUGAACAAUUAUUUCAAAAAUGUACACUAAAUUCUAUUCAUAAUAAUCAUAUUUAUCCGGAAUUUUAUUUAUUAUUAGAAUUUCAUAAAAUGUUAAAAAAAUUUCUUAAUUCUGAAAUAGAUAUUAAUUAUCAACAUUUAGAAGCUGGUUUUACUUUACUUCAUAUGGCAUCUUAUUAUGGAUAUAAAGAUAUUAUAAAAUUUUUAUUAUCAAAAAAACCAAAUUUAGAAUGUCAAUCAAAAUUAGGUAAAACGCCAUUACGCAUUGCUGUUGAAAGAAAUAAUAUAAAAAUUGUUCAAAUUCUUAUUAAUGCAGGGGCAAAUAUAAAUUCAAAUUUAGUUAAUAAAAAAAGUAUUGCCGAUAUUGCAAUUGAAAAUAAAAAUGAUAAAAUUAUUGAAUUAUUUUUAAAUAAUGGAGGACAAUUAAAUGAAAUAUUUAAUAAACCAGCACUUUUUGUUGCAAUUUCACAAGAAAUGGAUAUUAUCGUUGAAUUACUUUUAAAUUAUAAUAUCUCAUUGGAUAAAAAAGAAUUUUGGGAUAUUGAUAAUUUAGAAAAUAAUAAUUCAACAAAAAUAUUAUAUUCAUGGACACCAUUAUUUUUAGCAAUAAAAAUAGGAAAUAUAAAAAUUUUAAAUAUGAUUUUAAAAAAAGAAGUAACAAUAAAUUAUAAAUUAAAUAAUUAUUAUCCAAUUCAUUUUGCUAUUCAAAUGAAUAAUAUUGAAAUUAUAGAAAUAUUACUCGACAACGGAUGUGAUAUUAAUGAAAAAUGUUGUUAUUCAUCAAAUCCAAUUUUACAUGCAAUAGAAAAAAAUAAUUUGUUAUUAUUGCAAUUUUUAAUAAAUAAAGGAGCAUCAUUAAAAAUUGCCGAUGAAUCAUUAUUAAAUUUGGCAAUAACUAAAAAAUGUAAUGAAUCAAUAAUAAAAUGUCUCGUGAAAAAUAAUGUUGAUAUAUUUACAAAAUGGAAAAAUUCAUUAUUACCACUUCAUUAUAUGCUUCUUCUUAGCUCAGAUAUAAGUAAUGAAUUAUUGCAAUUAUUUUUUGAUCAUGGAAUUAAUCCAAAUUGGAAAUCAGGUUCGCAUAAUGAAACAAUUCUUCAUUUUAUCAUUAAACGUAAAAAAUAUUAUCACACUAUUGAUUAUUUAUUAAAUUCACGAAUUAAUGUUAAUAUUAGUGAUAAUACUGGUAAUACUGCAUAUUAUUAUAUUAUAAAUAAAAUUUACAAUAUCGUUGAAAUUGCAUUGCGUCAAGGUGAACUUUUACGUUAUCGUCAAAGUGAUAAUUCAAAAAUAAAUCUUAGCAAUAUUAAUAGAGAAUUUGAUUGUGGUAAAGGGGCAUAUGAAUGUUUAGAACAUAAAAUAAUAGUUGCUAAAUUAUUUACAAAAGAAAUUGCAAUAUUGUCAGCAACACGAAGAAAUAUGCAUCGUCAAAUGGUUGUAUUGUAUAAAAAUUGGUUUGUCAAACCAUAUUAUAAUAUUUGUCGUCGUGAAAUUUUAAAAGCAAAAGAUUUUCAAAUAUGUGAUAAAAUAACAUUUCUUGAUGUUUUAUCGGCGAGUAGUUUAACAUUAGUUGAAUAUUCGAGAAAUGAAGAAUUAAUGGAUUAUGCAAAACGAGAGGAUUAUUUAAAUGAUUUUCCUGAAAUUGGAACAUUUUUUCUCAAUCGUAUGUUAUAUGGUGAAAAAAAAAGAAUUCUUCAUGACAAUAGUAUAGAAUCAUUUAGAAAAUUAGUGAAAAUUGAAUUACCUGAAGAAUUAUUUUUGGAAAUUUCACAAUAUUUAAGUACAGUUGAUUUAAAUAAUAUGUAUAAAGCUGUAUAUGAAGGGAAAAAAAAUUGUUAAUUCUAGUCAAUUUUUUUUUUGGUACAAUAAUAUAAUUAUUGUAAAAUAAAUUAAUUUAAUUCAAGCAUAAUAAUUAUUUAAAUUUUAUGAUUUUAUGUAAUUAUUUGAUUCAUUAUAAUGUGGAUUAAAAUUUUAUUGUAAAUAUUAUAUUUAGAAAGUCAAGGUUUAUUUAUGAUUUAAUGAAUGUGUUGGUGAGAAUAGUACAAAAGCCUCCCUCCUAUACUCAUAUAGGGUCGUAUACAGCGAAUAACAUGCAAUUAUGGUCGUGUCAUCUCCUUGUCUUGCUAGUAUUCUAUUCGCGAAAUGCCUCUGGCCUUGUGCGUUGCAAAAUAAAUGGAAUAUAUAUAUGGCAGAAUAGAAAUGCCAAUAAUCAAAUUAUUUAUGUUAUAUGGCAAAAGCAGGCGCACAUCCUCAAUAUUUGGUUUUAUGUCUUUCAAAAUCUAUUUUUUAUUUCUUGAAAUGUAUUAUAUAUAUGUAUUUUGAAAAAUUCCUAUAAUGGAGAAAAAUGUUUAUAGAAAACCAAAAUUGAUUUUUGAAACUGAUUUACAAAAUAUAUUGCUUAAUGAAAUAGAAA